Klebsormidium nitens is the source of this 1914-nucleotide messenger RNA. The record is from the annotation of a GenBank genome assembly. Lineage: Eukaryota; Viridiplantae; Streptophyta; Klebsormidiophyceae; Klebsormidiales; Klebsormidiaceae.
AUGGAAUCCCUGAGGGUGCAGAUUGUGUCGGACCUUCACCUCGAAAUGUCUUCCAGAAAGGCGAAACAUAUACCAGUGACCGCACCUCAUAUCGCUUUGCUGGGCGACAUUGGAAGAGGCAACAGCAAGGAGUAUGCGGCCUUUGUUGAGGAUCUGUCACGGAGGUAUUCGACCGUCCUUAUUGUUGCUGGCAAUCACGAGUAUUACACAUGCAAUUAUGACGACGUGAACGAGGCAAUCUCUGCACUGGCAGACAGACUCCCCAACGUGCUCUUUCUGAACCGUGAUUGUGUUGAACUCGAAGGUGUUCAGGUGAUUGGGUGCACGCUGUGGAGUCAUGUGCCACCCGCUUGCCAGCGUGCCGUACAGGCAACCUUGAAUGACUACCUCCUUAUCCGAACCGAAGACGUUUUCGGUAAUCCGAGGCCCUUAACAGUGGCUGAUACGAAUGCGCUUCACCAGGUUGAUCUGCAGUUUAUCAGAGGCAAGAUCGAAGAGUGCCGGACAAAGGGUCAGAGCGCGUUAAUCCUCACUCACCACGCGCCUCUGAUGAACGGAACGUCCGACCCCAAGUUCGAGGGCCGUCCAACUAACCAUGCCUUUGCCACGGACCUGAGGGAGCUCAUGGGCGCCCCGGUUGUUGCUUGGGCUUAUGGGCACACUCACUUCAACCCUCGAUCGCUGCUGGGUGCUGGCAGCACCAUGCUUGUUUCCAAUCAGAAAGGCUACAAUGGAGAGGCGGUUGGGAGGCCGUUUGACCCUGGUGCUUUCCUCCAGAUCGAUGGGACGAAGGCCACGCCGUUCACUAAGAAGUCUAACCUCACGCGACACGUCAGUGUGCACUUCAAGGACCUCUCUCCACCAGCAACUUAUGCAGGGUGGAAGCAGCACUUCAAGUAUACCCAUAUUUUCGGCCUCCCAGACGGCAGGCUAUGGAGCACAAAAGCGGGAAAGUUCCUUGAAGGGUUUCAAUUGAACGGGUACUCAAGAGUGUACAUAGAAGGUAAGAGCAUCGCAAGACACCGGAUAAACUUCGAGAUCUCUGUAGGACGAGCCGUUGGGGAGGCCAUGGAGGUGGACCACAUCGUUUCACCCCCUUUGUUACCGGAUGGUUCGCCCUAUGGGCCCCAAGACGACAGCUGGGGCAAUCUUCAGGAAUUGACAAAGGAGGAUCACGGGAAGAAGACCAUGGCAGCCAAUCCGGGUGCCGGCAAGAAGCGCGGUGUCAGAAUGGGCUUCCCAGUUAUCUCUGUUCAAGUGGCAACUGGGGUGGAGCGGCGUUUCAAGUCCUUUAGAGACGCGGCAGAGGCCUAUGGGGUGUUCCCAGCACAUAUCUGGGAUCGUGUGAACAAGCCGCACAGUAGUAGAACAGGGCUGCAGGGCUAUACUUUCCACAAAUGUCCACAGUUCGUUGCCGACCAGGCGGACAAGCCAGGGGAGGUCUGGGAGGAUGCAUUGCAUCACGGCAAGCGGAUCAAGGGAGUCCGUGUGAGCACAUUAGGUCGAGUGGAAUGGGAAGAUGGCAAAAGACGGGGUGCAAGGACGAUGCGUCACAAGAAGUGCUACUUCCGUGGUACAAUUGAAGGGGUCAAGAAGCACCUUUACGUGCACAUUGUGGUGGCCCACACCUUCUUAGGCCCCCAACCGAGCUCCGAUCACACCGUGGACCACAUCAACCAGGACAGUGUUGACAACCGGCUCGUGAAUCUGCGAUGGGCAACAUAUUCGGAGCAGAACAGGAACCGAUCCAAUAACCGAGCAGUUGAGAAGCUGGACACAGCAGGCCAUGUCUUGGCUACAUAUGGGACAAUUGCUGAGGCCGCUGAUGCAAUCAAGAGGCCAUACCAAACCCUUGCUAGUGCAAUACAGAACAGAACGGUGUUGGAAGGGUUCAUGUGGCGAGACCGUGCCUGA